This is a messenger RNA of Coturnix japonica (Japanese quail), 2772 nucleotides long. RefSeq names its product retinol saturase (gene RETSAT). Lineage: Eukaryota; Metazoa; Chordata; Aves; Galliformes; Phasianidae. Gene Ontology annotation, cellular component: endoplasmic reticulum membrane. Gene Ontology annotation, biological process: retinol metabolic process. Gene Ontology annotation, molecular function: all-trans-retinol 13,14-reductase activity. The record is from RefSeq and is a predicted model, not a curated record.
GGGGCAACCGGAGAGCGGCGGGCAGGGGCGGCUCAGAGCGGCACAGGCAGCGCUAUGGGGCUGUACGACAUGGGGCUGUACGCAGUGAUCGCACUCCUGCUCCUCGCCCUCGCCCUGUACCGCUGGGUCGGGUCCCGCGGCCCCAACCCCUUCGCGGUGGAUACGCGGCGCCCGCCCGCCCCGCUGAUCACCGACAAGGCGGUUCGUCGGACGGUGCUGAAAGCAGUUUUCUCUCCAGAAAAAGUGCCGGAGCAGCUCGAUGCCAUCGUCAUUGGCAGCGGCAUCGGGGGGCUGGCAGCGGCGGUGCUGCUGGCCAAGGUGGGCCGGCGGGUGCUGGUGCUGGAGCAGCACGGCAGGCUGGGAGGAUGCUGCCAUGCAUUCAGCGAGAAGGGCUUCGAGUUUGACACCGGGAUCCACUACGUGGGGCAGCUGCACGACGGCUCGUUGUGGCGCUUCUUGGUGGACCAACUGACAGAUGGGCAGCUGGAGUGGGCUCCUAUGCCUCCCACCUUUGAUGCUGUGGUGCUGGGAGAGCCUGGCCGUGACAAAGCCAUCCAGCUCUGCACUGGGCCCAGGGCUUACUUUGACAGGCUGAAGGAGCAGUUCCCCGGUGAGGAAGCUGCCAUUGAUGAAUUCAAGCGGCUGGUGAAGAGCGUCACCACAGGCCUCUGGGUUCUGGGUGUGCUGAAAAUGCUGCCUCUGCCACUGGUGCGGCUGCUGAGCUGCUCGGGGCUGCUGUCGCUGCUCAGCCCCUUCUGCCGGAUGGCCUCACGCAGCGUCAAGGACGUGGUCGACGGUCUCACCACCAACCCCAAGCUCAGGGCCGUGUUCAGCUACAUCUUCCCCACCUACGGUGUGCUGCCCUCCAAGGCCAGCUUCUCCCUGCACAGCAUCCUGGUGCAGCACUACCUGCGGGGUGCCUGGUACCCCAAGGGUGGUUCUGGGGAGAUCGUCUUCCGCACCAUCCCCAUCAUCCAGAAGGCUGGUGGCAACGUGCUGGGCCGGGCGCCGGUGCAGAGCAUCCUGCUGGACUCCAAGGGCAGAGCCUGCGGUGUGAGUGUCAAGAAGGGCCAGGACGUGGUGAACAUCUACGCUCCCAUCAUCAUCUCGGAUGCGGGGGUAUUCAACACCUAUGAGCGGCUGCUGCCACCUGAGGCGCGUGCUUUGCCUGAGAUUCAGUCCCAGCUGCGUAUGGCAGCUCACGGUGAAGGCGGCUUCUCCGUCUUCGUGGGACUCAGAGGCUCAAGUCAGGAGCUGGGGCUGGAAGCCACCAACUACUACAUCUACCCGGACAACAACCUGGACCAAAUGAUGCGGCGUUACAGCAACAGCUCCCGUGACGAGGCGGCUGCCAACAUCCCGCUGCUGUUUGUCACCAGCCCGUCUGCCAAGGACCCCACAUGGGAGAUGCGGUACCCAGGUAAAAGCACAUUGUCCAUCAUCACCAUGGCCAAGUAUGAGUGGUUUGAGGAGUGGAAAGACAAGACGGUCCAUAAGCGGGGAGACGCGUAUGAGAAUGUGAAGAAGACCUUUGUGGAUGCCAUCAUGCAGACUGUCUUCAAACUGUACCCCCACAUCGAGGACAAGGUCGAGUAUGUCUCUGGGGGGACACCACUAACCAACCAGCACUACAUCGCCAGCCCCCGUGGCGAGUUCUACGGCAUGGACCACGACAUGUCACGCAUACAGAUCGAAGCCAUCGCCACUGCGCGGCCACAGACCGCUGUCCCCAACCUCUACCUGACAGGGCAGGACGUGGCCAUGUGUGGCUUUGCUGGAGCGCUGCAGGGAGCCUUCCUCUGCACCAGUGCCAUCCUCAAGCGCAACAUCUACCUGGAUGCCCUGCAGCUGCGGAAGCAUGUGCAGGGCUCCAAUGGCAAGAAGAAGAACUGAGGCCAGGUGCCACUGCCAGGACCCCUCCCCUCCCUCAUGGCUUGCUUGCAUAGCUAACAUCCUUCCCUGAUGGCUCUGUGGGAUCAGCACCAGUCAUGAAGCCGCUCCUGCUUCCAAUGGGUCCCAUCCCACCAUAGCUCAUCUCCCUGCGCCACUACGCACGCUGCUGCUUCCUCCCCAUUGCCUGCUUGAAGGGAAAAGCCCUUUUUCCAGCACAAGGAAGAGAAGAUCCUGAUCCUAUACAACAAUGGCACCACCCAGCACCACUGGAUGCCCUCCAUUGUCAGAGCCCAUUGGGCCUCUGGAGGAGCAUUCAGCUCCAUGGGCACCUGCCUGGCUAAGGGCAGCAAGCCUUACACUGCUGCUUUUAACCUUGCAUGCAAUAGCUUUGUGCUGAAUGGGGCUGAAAAAGCUUCACAUGGAGCUGGUAUCUGCAGGGUGGUGGAAGCUGAGGAAUGAACCCCUCCCUCCGCACACAGCCACCCAGGUGGCACUGGACCGGUUUUCCAUCAGUUCCAUUUACCAUCAGCCCUGCACAAUGCUGGAUGCACAAUGCUUAUCACCCCAGUGCUGUGUGAGGAAGGAGAGGCCCUGGGCUCUGUGCCCGCGUCGAGGAGCCCGGCUUCAGGGAUGGAUUGCGCUCAGGGUGGAUUGACUUAAGGCAGUGUAAAGCUGCUCAGGAGCAACAGCGGCGCUUCCAGAUGGGAUCUCACAGUGAAUGCAGCCCUGACAUGCUGCAGAGCUGUUGGUUCUGCCCUGAGCUGAUGAUGUGGCUGUUUGUCUGCUGGUUGUGUUCGGGAGCACAACCAAAGCCUUCACCACUGCUUUGGUGCUGGGAAGGGCAAGAAGGCAGGAAAUAAAACUGCCUUAUGAUGGGGA